Camelina sativa (false flax) is the source of this 799-nucleotide messenger RNA. Its product is annotated as calcium-binding protein CML19. The record is from RefSeq and is a predicted model, not a curated record. NCBI's taxonomy places the organism in Eukaryota, Viridiplantae, Streptophyta, Magnoliopsida, Brassicales, Brassicaceae. Gene Ontology annotation, molecular function: calcium ion binding.
ACCAAUCUCGUCAUCUCAUGCAUCAUCAUAAAUCGAAUUCACAAAGUCAUCCAUUUAAAUCUUUUUUGUCUGAUCAGAUCAUACUUUUCCUUCCUGCACAAGAUAUGGCGAACUACAUGUCCCAAGCAGCACAACUAAGAAGAGGUCUAAAGCCUAAAGGGAAGAAUUAUGGGUUGACUAAUCAGAAGAGACGAGAGAUCAGAGAAAUCUUUGAUCUUUUCGAUAUAGACGGUUCAGGUAGCAUCGAUGCUCGCGAGCUCAACGUUGCUAUGAGGUCUCUCGGAUUUGAGAUGAAUAAUGAGCAAAUAAACGAGUUGAUGGCAGAAGUAGAUAAAAACCAAAGUGGAGCCAUAGAUUUCGACGAAUUUGUGUAUAUGAUGACAACAAAAUUCGGUGAACGAGACUCCAUAGACGAAUUGUCUAAGGCGUUUAAGAUCAUUGACUAUGACAAUAAUGGGAAGAUUUCACCUCGUGAUAUAAAGGUGAUGGCUAAAGAAUUGGGAGAAAAUUUCACAGAUAAUGAUAUAGAAGAGAUGAUUGAAGAAGCAGAUCGUGACAAAGAUGGAGAAGUCAAUUUGGAGGAGUUCAUGAAGAUGAUGAGGAGAACUUCUUAUGGCUAACAGUUGGACGAUAUAAGUUAAUCAUUACUUCGACUUAUAUGAUAAUAAGAAAAUGUUUGAUUUGUUGUUUGGUCGUAUAAAAAAUGCAUAGUUGUAUAUAAAUAACAGUGUAAUCAGAUGCAUUAUUGUGAAUACAACAAAAAAAUUGUAUUUAGAUAAACAUGUUUUUAUAUAUGCCA